Messenger RNA from Cladocopium goreaui, 531 nucleotides. Lineage: Eukaryota; Dinophyceae; Suessiales; Symbiodiniaceae. The record is from the annotation of a GenBank genome assembly.
AUGCCAUCACAGGAGAAGCGCGGAGGGAAGAAGGACGAUGGCAAGGACAACAGCACCGGGGUCAAGAAUUACCAGCUGCGAAGGAGAAUUUUGGAUGCUUUGGAUGAUGCAUCCUAUUCUGCUUGGAAAAACCAGCCAUCAAUAUGCAGUAUUCAGGAGGGCAGCAAGUCUGACACGGACAAGCUACUGGAUGCCGUCGAAGCCAAGAUGAGGGCCGAAAUGGAAGAGCAGCAGCGUCGUGCCAAGUUCGAACGGCUCCGGGACAAGCGAAUCAAAGAACUGGAAGAGGUUCGUGUGCAGAAGUGGAACGCCCACAUGGCGGAAGUGAGAGAAGCCUAUCGCAAGAAGAUGUUUGAAGAGGAGCAGAAGGCCAACCAACGGCGGCUCGUGCAGAAGGAUAAGGAGGCCGAGAUUCAAGCUGCCGCGGAAAAGAAGAAGCAGGAGUUGGAACGGCUCCAGCGCUUGCGAGAGCAGAACAUCCUCCUCAGGGAAAAAGAGCGAUUGGCCAAUAUGGCAGCCAAGGCUGCGUGA